Messenger RNA from Rotaria sp. Silwood1, 987 nucleotides. Lineage: Eukaryota; Metazoa; Rotifera; Eurotatoria; Philodinida; Philodinidae. The record is from the annotation of a GenBank genome assembly.
AUGGGACAAUAUAUAGCAACACAUGAAUUUUAUCAUGUUUAUACUGAUGAACCACAUACAACACGUCGAAAAGAAAUUCUCAAAAAAUAUCCAGAAAUAAAACAACUGAUGGGUCCUGAUUGGCUUAUGUCAAUACAAGUCAUUAUAUCAGUAUUUAUUCAAAUUAUUCUUGCAAUAUAUUUAAAACAAUCAUCAUGGUUUAAAUUAAUUUGUUUUGCUUAUAUUAUUGGUGGUACUAUAAAUCAUACAUUAUCAUUAGCAUUACAUGAAUUAACACAUAAUUUAGCAUUUGGUCAUUUACGACCAAUAUCUAAUUAUUUAUUAGGCUUUUUUGCUAAUUUACCGUUAGGUAUACCAGUAUCAAUAACAUUUAAAAAAUAUCAUCUUGAUCAUCAUCGAUUUCAAGGUGAUGUUAUUUAUGAUACAGAUAUUCCAACACGUUUAGAAGUAUUUCUAUUUUCAUCACGUUUUGGUAAAUUAAUAUUUUUAAUACUAAUGCCACUUCUUUAUUCAUGCCGACCAAUAUUUAUUUUACCCAAAGCAAUACAUUUAUUAGAAUUAAUUAAUUUAAUUAUUAUAUUUAGUUUUAAUAGUUUAAUGUUUUAUUUUUUUGGUAGUAAAACUUUAUUAUAUUUUAUAUUAAGUACUCUACUUGGACUUUCAUUACAUCCUAUAUCAGGACAUUUUAUUGCUGAACAUUAUGUUUUUAAAGAAGGUUAUGAAACAUAUUCUUAUUAUGGGCCACUUAAUACUAUUACAUAUAAUGUUGGCUAUCAUAAUGAACAUCAUGAUUUUCCAUAUAUACCUGGUAGAAAUUUACCGAAAGUGCGCAAAAUUGCUGCAGAAUAUUAUGAUAAUUUACCAUAUUAUACAAGUUGGAUCAAAGUACUUUAUGAUUUUGUUAUGAAUGAUAAUGUUGGUCCUUGGGCACGUGUAACUCGAUCAACAAAUAUCGGACGUAUUCAAGUAUCAAGUCAACAAGAAUAA